GCACGACAAGGCCGUUCACGUCACAGACUUCCUCGAGGUCUGGGCGAAAUCUGGUACCUUUGUCAGUGCCAUGGACGUCGGACCUGGAACAUCGAUCAGUGGUCCUGUUGGGUUCGCGGGAGGAGAGUGCUCUGAAGGAGGGAUGCGAGGUCAGGGUGGCCUGCCAGCUACGCCUCCUGAUCAAGAGGUUCGGGAGGUGCGUGGGUCAGAUAAGACGACUCGCCGGGCCCGACCAGCGCCGGCGCAACUGCAGACCGAGUUGAGCCAGGAACGAGAAGCAAGUGGGAACGUUGCCGGUGAGGAGGAGGUGUCCGAGCAGGGGCUGUUCCGUGAGAGAUCGGCUGAAAAGACUAAGUCGGGAGGCAAGCGCAACUUGCCAGAUGAGGAAGAGCGAGAGGGAGUAGGUGCUCUGAAAAGACAAAGAAAGGCAGGAGGGAGUGCUCGAACGCCAACAACACGAGAGGGCGGUUCUGUUGAGAAGAGGAAAAGGGUUGGAGGUGGGGAUGAAACGCCAAAAGACUCGUCGACACGGCGAAGAACCGGUGAGUCUUCCGGGAAACGGUCGAAAUCAUCGAGGGGGAAGAAAGUAGACGAGGGCGACAGCGGGGAGGGGGAUGACGACGUGGAGAUUAACCUCAACGCCUUUAAUCUCGACAAUGCGUUCUUCUUGGAGAUGCAGAGAGGGGUGCAGAAGGACGUCGUGUUGCACAUCCAUCCCGAAAGAAUAUUAGCUAUUCCAGACAGGGAAGACGCGUACAACCACCGAUCCUUGGACGAGUUUCUCGUUGAUACCAUCGCGUGGGCUAUGAUCAACUGCUACCGCGAUCAACGCAAAAACAUGAGAUACACGAAGCCCAUUUUCGUUCUCGCUCCGAUCGUCGCGCCUCCAGAGAACGGCGAGCCUGCUGUGCGCGUGCUGCCUACUGACCCCUUUUAUAUGCAGCACCUUACUAACGUAAUUCAAACUCUUACCACCGACUUCCACUUCUAACACCUCCCCCGAACUCGCCCGACUUCGGGCCUCUACUCUACUACUUUCCCUCCCCGAUUUCGUCAAGACCCGAACGCGGUC
Messenger RNA from Chara braunii, 1072 nucleotides. NCBI's taxonomy places the organism in Eukaryota, Viridiplantae, Streptophyta, Charophyceae, Charales, Characeae. The record is from the annotation of a GenBank genome assembly.